UGUGCAUGCGUGCGUACGCGGCGCGCGUGUGUGUCCAUGUGUGUAUGUAUGUACAACUAUAUAUUUUAUGUACAUCUUAUAUAUAUUUAUCCAUGCAAAAUGCCCUAAUGACCCAAUCAUUUCCAAUCCUUCAGCUGAACCAUAUGAACCCAAGGCAUGAAACACAAUCACCAAAUGAAAGAUACAGUGAACCGUGACGUUUCGAGUCGACUCCUCCCCUCAUCAGGCGGUGAAAGCAAACUAUUAUAGUGAGACUCGAAACGUUACAAAUUUCAGCUCAUUUCUUACUAUGGUUAUUUUGUUUCGAUUUUUGUACCCUCAUGAAUAUGUACUUUACCCUCAUGAAUAUGUACUUUUUGUACUUUUUGUUCCCAAACUCCUAAAUCUCCAACUGUGUGUGAGAUGAAACUGUCCGGGAUAAAGUCCAGUACGACCAAGUUUGUUACCGGAUGCACUGGUGUCGCCAGAUAAGGUUGUAUGACGAGCGUUGUAUGUGGUGUUGUAUCUGUCCUAUAGUGCCUCAGUCUUUCAAGCCGAAUGCGGGUCCACAUCUUUCGCUCAAUGCAAAACUUUCGCUCCGUAAACGUAUAGUGAUCUAGUGCACCUUGGAGAUACCUCCAUGUGAGCAAAUAGACUUUAGAAACAAAUCAAAACAGACAGAAAACCGAGAGAAGACAAACGCUAAUCCAGCCCCUGAUCGAUGAAGACAAAAGGGCGUGUGCACCGGUUCCAGGAGAGGCGUGUUAGUCUGACGUCGCUUCAAACGCAGGUGUGAGGUGUGGUGCGGCCGCCUCGCCUCUGCACGAGUCUCCCCGCCCGUCAUGGAGGGGCAGGGACGCGCGCCUCUCACCCUCUGGGCCUUCGUCACCCGCUACGACUUGACCCACACGGACGUCAACGGCGAGUGCAAUGACAACAAACCGUUGGUGUCUUUGGCCAUGCGGCCGGAGUGGACGGCUCGCGACGUGCAGAGGGAGCUGAAAAAGACUCUUAAACUUGACCAGUCUUCCGUGGAUUCAAGUCUUGUGCUUAAGGUUCGCAAUGGUGAAGGUAUGCUUUUGCCUAUGACACCCACAGCACUUAACAGUACAUCUAAACAACCUCUUGUUGUGGAGGUUUGCGCACCACACCAGCACGUGACUGGAACGGAGAGUGAUAUGGGCGCCCUCCCCGCCUCCUUCAGGAAGACGGUGGAAGGCCUCAUAAGCAACUACGAGACGAGGAGUAAUAUGAGAUAGUACAAGAUAAGAACAGCAAGGGCCUAAAAGAGAAUAGUACAAG
Molecule: messenger RNA, 1281 nt
Organism: Penaeus vannamei (Pacific white shrimp)
Lineage: Eukaryota; Metazoa; Arthropoda; Malacostraca; Decapoda; Penaeidae
Source: RefSeq, a predicted model, not a curated record